Molecule: messenger RNA, 1086 nt
Organism: Chanos chanos (milkfish)
Lineage: Eukaryota; Metazoa; Chordata; Actinopteri; Gonorynchiformes; Chanidae
Product: galanin receptor type 2
Exons: 2
Coding region: 1-1086 (361 amino acids)
Biological process (GO): G protein-coupled receptor signaling pathway
Cellular component (GO): plasma membrane
Molecular function (GO): G protein-coupled receptor activity
Source: RefSeq, a predicted model, not a curated record
AUGAAUAUUACUUUGCAUAGUCCCCUGGCUUCCAACUGGAAAGUGGAGUCCGUAAUAAUUGCACUAGUUUUCUCAGCCAUUUUCCUGGUCGGCACCGUAGGAAAUUGUCUGGUACUUGCCGUUCUUCUUCGGAACGGACAGAUGAACACCAAGACAACGAACAUGUUUAUCCUUAAUCUUGGAGUGGCAGACCUCUGCUUCAUUGUAUUCUGUGUUCCGCUUCAGGCGACCAUCUAUACAAUGGAUGAGUGGGUCUUCGGUCCAUUCGUAUGCAAGGCUGUCCACUUCAUCAUUUAUCUGACUAUGUACGCCAGCAUCUUUACACUUGCUGCUGUCUCGCUGGACAGGUACUUUGCUAUUCGUUACCCGCUGCGCUCCAGAGAAAUGAGGACGCCCAGAAAUGCCCUGACCUCCAUUUGCCUGGUGUGGGGGCUGUCUCUAAUCUUCUCUGGGCCCUAUCUCAGCUACUACCAACAAAUGGACUUGGACGGAACCAUUGUCUGCAUCCCUGUGUGGGACUUCCAACACCGUAGAGCCAUGGAUGUUUGCACUUUUGUCUUUGGGUACCUGAUUCCAGUCUUGAUCCUUAGCGUAACCUAUGCACGUACUAUUCGUUACCUGUGGACUACGGUGGAUCCCAUUAAGGACAUGUCAGAGUCACGCAAGGCCAAGCGUAAAGUGACCAAGAUGAUUAUUAUUGUGGCCGUGCUUUUCUGCCUGUGCUGGCUGCCCCAUCACCUGGUUAUUCUCAGCAUGUGGUUUGGGUAUUUUCCCCUCAACCACACCACUUAUGUCUUACGAAUCCUCUCUCACUUGGUGGCUUACACCAACUCCUGUCUCAACCCCAUCGUCUAUGCGUUAGUGUCCAAGCACUUCCGCAAGGGCUUCCAGAAGGUGUUCAGCUGUACCCUGCGCAAGCAAGUGGUUAACCGUGUACAUGUAGUCCAGCACGCUCACACGGUCAGCCUGGUGGAGGCCGCUUCCAGUGAGGUGUCCAAUCACAGCGAGGGAGCAGCCAGGGAACGGAUGUGGAGAAAAAACAGCAAGAGAGUGGCCGGCACCUUCAUGACCUUCAAUGUGACUUAA